AUGAUUUUUGAACUUUGUGCAACGAUUCUGCUCAUCGGUUUCAUCUUAAAAAUGACGAAACGCCCACAUAACUUUCCACCAGGUCCAAGGGGAUUACCUCUGGUAGGCUAUUUGCCUUUUUCAUCGUGGGAUCCGCAAUAUCCACACAAGGCAAUGAAAAAAAUUAGCGAAGUAUACGGACCUGUGGUGGGAUUGUACGUGGGGCCCAGCAGGCCUGUUAUUUCCGUUUGCAGUCACGAAGCGAUGAAAGAAGCGAUGCUUAAUGACGACCUUAACGGUCGCCCAGAUUCAGCUGUCAUGAUGGCUAGAACGUUCGGAGAAAAACUAGGCAUUAUGUUUGUCAUGGGUCAAUUUUGGCAAGAACAGCGUCAAUUCACUAUGAGACAUCUCAGAGACUUGGGGUUCGGCAAAACUUCCAUUGAAGAUCAGAUGAUGGGCGAAGUUGGAGAUCUGAUAAAAGAUAUCGAAAACAAAAGUCAAUCAGAUCCUGAACGAAUUGUUGAUUUAAAAGGCAUCUUUCAAGUAUCAGUGAUAAACAUUUUAUGGGCUUUGGUCGCAGGCGAACGUUUUCAGCGUCACGACUCUAAAUUUCAAGACCUCCUGAGAGCUAAUGAGCUAUUUUUUCGGACAGGGAAAAUUUUUCGAGGAUCCAUGCCAGUUCCUGCAUUUCUUUUAAAACGUUUUCGCUUUAUUAGAGAAUUUAUUGGAGUGAAAGCCGAACUGAUAGAGCCAAUUCAAAAAUUCAUUAAGGAAACUAUUGAAGAUCAUCAACAACGAAAUCCAUCAGACGAUGAAGCUGGUGAUUUCAUAGACGUCUACCUGAAAGAAAUGAAAAAACAGAAGGACGAGAAUCCAUCAACAAAUUUCACAGAAAAGCAGCUCAUUUCGACGAUAAUAGACCUAUUCGGUGCAGGUGCUGAGUCAACAAGCGGCUCAAUCGGUUUUGCCAUUAUUCAUUUGGUUCGAGAUCAGCAGGUACAACAAAAGAUGCAAAUGGAAUUGGACCAAGUCUGUGGAGAAUUUUUUCCUACCAUUAACCAUCGUUCCAGCUUACCUUAUACUGAAUCAGUUCUGAUGGAAGCUCAACGUUGCAGCACCAUUGCACCACUCACUCCUCCUCAUUAUGCUAUCAAAGACACAAAACUUCUAGGCUACACAAUUCCACAAGGAAGUUUGGUCAGCCUGAAUCUGCAUGCUGUAUUCCAGGAUUCCAAGUACUGGAAAGAUCCGGAAGUGUUCCGUCCGGAACGUCAUUUGAAUGACGAUGGCUCUAAAGUAAUUAAAAGUGAUCAUUUCUAUCCAUUUGGCCUUGGUAAAAGAAUGUGCUUAGGAGAAUCUCUUGCAAAGAAUACCUACUUUCUCUUCACAGCUGCUUUGAUCAAGAAGUUUCGAUUUGAACCUGUUCCAAACGAACCUCUUCCGUCUCUCGACCCCACAAAUGGCUUCACUUUGGGUUACCAGGGAUUUAAAGUGGUCGUAACUCCACGUUCAUGAAUCCAUUUAAAAUACCAAUUCAAGAAAUUUUGUUUUCAAAGAAUAAUUUUCUUUUUCGUUUCUUGUGUGUAGAAUAUUCUUAGACGUCUAUAUUUCUGCAUGACUACACCAUCAAUAUUCUUGACUUUCUCAUUUGCUUGUGUUGCAUGAACUAGGGUCAAAAGGCGGGAAUAUUUCAGCGCGCCAUUAAACGGACAAAAAAAUGCAACCUUGACGUUUUGCAAGGAUUUUGCUUUUAAAUCAAAUCUAUAAAAACACAUGUUUUAUUUUUUAGAAUUAUUUAUAAAUUUCAUUAUUAAUUUAGUCAUUGGUCAUUGGUAAAAAAUAAACAAACAAAAGAAAUA
This is a messenger RNA of Daphnia magna, 1838 nucleotides long. RefSeq names its product methyl farnesoate epoxidase-like. The record is from RefSeq and is a predicted model, not a curated record. Gene Ontology annotation, biological process: xenobiotic metabolic process. Gene Ontology annotation, molecular function: heme binding; iron ion binding; oxidoreductase activity, acting on paired donors, with incorporation or reduction of molecular oxygen, reduced flavin or flavoprotein as one donor, and incorporation of one atom of oxygen. Gene Ontology annotation, cellular component: intracellular membrane-bounded organelle; cytoplasm. NCBI's taxonomy places the organism in Eukaryota, Metazoa, Arthropoda, Branchiopoda, Diplostraca, Daphniidae.